Erpetoichthys calabaricus (reedfish) is the source of this 2036-nucleotide messenger RNA. Its product is annotated as protein FAM227A-like. Bases 238 to 1557 code for a protein of 439 amino acids. The record is from RefSeq and is a predicted model, not a curated record. The transcript is spliced from 12 exons. Lineage: Eukaryota; Metazoa; Chordata; Cladistia; Polypteriformes; Polypteridae.
UUUUACAGUACACUAUAUAUUGACUUGACUUCCACUGAGAAGUUUUAUUAACAUCUCAAAUUACAUUUUAAAUUUUCUAGAAGCAAAACUGAGCAAAGAAAUCUACGUUUUAUUACAGUACUAUAGCCGCCCAUGUUUUAGCAUUCCACAAGAGGCCCACACCACCCCAACCUUCCCUCAAUUCUGGUGGUCAAGGUAACCGAGGACGCUGCGCGCGUUUAGACAGACACUUUGCCGAUGACACAAAGUUCCGAGUGCAGAGUCGUAGUUCAGGUGGAGACGCUUUAUAACAGUAGGAUUUUCAAAACCAUGGAUAAUAUUAAUGGUGUCUGUUCCCCAAUUGAAAUGUUUGAAGAAGAUACUGAUCAAAGUACAUCUAGUUCUCAGAAGAGGUGGUCACAUUCACUGGACAAGAUUCAGCCAAUUCCUGCAUGUUUGAUUGGUUCCAUUGAGAAAGUAAAUGAAAAAAUGGCAGAUCCAGAGCUGAAGCUUCAUCUCUACUGUAGGCCUGUUGGGGUGAGUCUGUAUGGAGAUAACAGUGGGACAUUGCUGAAAACCGUGAAUGUAAAUAGCAAUAUAACUCAUGAGGAUAAACUUCGUGAACCUAACAGAAAAGCAAGUGAUUUAAGUCAUCUUCUACAGUCAAACAUUAGUCUUCCAGAACAUGGGACAAAGGCAGACACAGAGGAGGCGAAAAGAAGCAGUCAUCAUAUGUCAAUGACAACAGAUGAAAAGCCAAAACUGGUGGAGCUACAACAGUAUCCUGGUUUUAGUGAAACAGAGCCUACACCUCUCCCAACUGGUGUUCACAUUGAUGAAGUUAUUGAGCGGGUAGUAGCAGCCCAAACUUGGCCAAAAAAAAAAAAGCUCAAAUACCUGGAAGAGUUCAAAAAGCUGCUCACUAGCCAAGCUUCCCAUUGUAUUCUUCUUGACUCUUUCUGGUGGGUGUUUCUACAUAACUACCAGCCCAAUGAAGAGACUGCAAAGAAACUGUUUUCAAGAAUUUCAGAGAACUAUGUCAACCUGUUGGUGCACUCUCGGUCCUUUACACAUGGUGAUGUUUUCCUCAAGGGGUUUGCAUACACAUUGAGCCAAGCCCUCUAUUGCUGUUUCUGUCACUGCUUCCCACAAUCCUGGCGCCAGUUUUGUAGCAAAGAUUUCCUUUUUCAUUUGUGUGAUAUUUCAUUUCAGUGGACAACCGGGAUCCAUCCUUCUCCUGGUGUUAGCAACGGCUGGAAUUUACAAGCUUUAGAGCCUGCGAGUGUCCUUAAGGAGAGGAUGCUUCCAGGUAGUGACACAAGCAGAAGAAAGCCUGGCCAUAUUAGAAUGAAGACCAAUUCGAAUGUAAGUGUUCUGCACUAUCAUAAUGAAGAAAAAACAUCUAAAAGCAUCACAGAGCCUUGGUCGAUGUUCCCUGUCACAAAAUUCCAAAGAAGCACUUUUAAUAUAUGGGGUCAUAGCCCACUGAUGCAGCACUACCUAAGAAGCCAGAAGGCAGAUAUGAAGGCUGGCAUGGAUGUCCUCUUGCAAAGAACAGAGAUUGUGCAAUAUCCUUAAAAUGCUAUAUAACCCAGGUUGUGAAGGAUUAAAGCCAUAUGUUUGUUAUGUGUAUGGGUGUGGGAAACAAGUUAGCAGUUUAUCUUGACUGCUCAUGGUAUGAAAUCCAUAAGCCCAGGAAUUAUUUUUUUCCAGUAUAAUGUAGUAACUAAGAUGAAAAACAGUUUAGUGUGUUCUAUAGUGAAGCCAGUGUGCUCCCUUGCAAGCUAAAAGCAAAACAGAACCACCAGAAUGCAGAAAAUGAAUCAUUAUAGUGUUAGAGGGACACAGACUGGGAAUGAUUAUAGGAAGGAAAUCACAUAUUUAGUGCAUGCUAAUUGUGUUAUUUAGUAAAGGUGACCAUAAAGUAUAUCAAAUCAAAAAAAAGUAUUUAACCAGGGGAACACUAAGUAACAGAAGUUUUCCAACAGGAGGAAGCCAGAUCAAUUAGUCAGUCUUUGUUUUGUACACGAUUUAACAGAGCACAGCAUAAGAAGAUG